Messenger RNA from Xenopus laevis (African clawed frog), 3642 nucleotides. Its product is annotated as WD repeat-containing protein 91-like. The transcript is spliced from 9 exons. The record is from RefSeq and is a predicted model, not a curated record. The coding region runs from base 1 to 699 and encodes 232 amino acids. Lineage: Eukaryota; Metazoa; Chordata; Amphibia; Anura; Pipidae.
AUGGCUUUAAAGCAAGAAACCCAGAUACGAUUGGCUGCGCUGCAGAAGGCGACUGAGUUACAGAAAACGCUUGCGAAGAUCAGGACUGCGUCUCCCAAACUUCCCAGAGAGGAUUUAUUCUGGAUUCCGGAUAACAAAAAGGUGUCCGUUGUGUAUCUGGUCUUCAACCCCGAUGGACAAGUCAUUUCCACCAAGUCUCACACGUGUCUCCGGAACGAAGGCAUAAAGGACAUUUCCAACAAUAUAGGUGGGAAAGAUCCGGUUCCUGAUUCCAAAACAGCCAAGAGCACCGAAAAGAAGACCGAGAGUUUAGACCUUGAUCCAGAUUCGCGUUCGGAUGCACAAAAUGAGCCGGUGGAUUCAGUGAGCAGAGGUUCUGGGGGAAGCAGCGCAAGGAAAGAGGAGAAAUCAUCACAACCAUUCAUUGUGCUGAGCCAGGACGAGUAUGCGGAGCACCAUUCCUCCAUCAUGCACUGCAGGGUCGACUGCUCCGGGUGCCGGGUGGCUAGUCUGGAUGUUGACGGGGUGAUUAAAAUCUGGUCUAUUGAUGGCAUCAUGCAGACAAAAGCUUCCGCCAUCUCCAAGUCGGCUCUGCUCUCCCUGGAAUGGGCGACAAAGAGAGACAGACUGAUGGGUUGCAAGUGGACAGCCAGACAAAACUGCCCAAAUGAGGAUUUCUUUGUCCCCAGUGCUGUCUGAGGACCACAGAUAUAUUUGAAUAACAUCAUAAUCCGUGCCAUCAGCCUCAUGAGUUGCAGCCAAUGAUUGGCCAAAAAGGCAUCCAUCCAUCCAUUUGCCUAUACCUGAGCACAUACACACUAGGUUGACAACCAUCUCAUUGAGGUCAACCUUUCCAAGGUCACCCAUCCAGAGAACAAGAAAACAAAACCAUGAUAGUUCUAAUUCUAUGAGUUGGGAACCAAAAUUGGAUCUCUGUGCAGUUCAUGUGGGUCUCAGUGAAGUUCCUUCUACACCAGUAUUUAAAAUAAGGCACAUCAUUACUUCUGAGCCAAUGCUGGGGUCACAACGCUUACUCCAACUGGGUCCUCUAAGAAACCAUUCCCUGCCAACCCAACUGCCAAUUCAGCCUCAUGAGUUGCAGCCAAUGAUGCCCAAAAUGGCAUCCAUCCAUUUGCCUAAACCUGAGCACAUACACACUAGGUUGACAACCAUCUCAUUGAGGUCAACCUUUCCAAAACCACCCAACCAGAGAACAAGAAAACAAAACCAUGAUAGUUCUAAUUCUAUGAGUUGGGAACCAAAAUUGGAUCUCUGUGCAGUUCAUGGUGGGUCUCAGUGAAGUUCCUUCUACAUCAGUAUUUAAAAUAAGGCACAUCAUUACUUCUGAGCCAAUGCUGGAGUUGCAACGCUAACUCAAACUGGGUCCUCUAAGAAACCAUGCCCUGCCAGCCAAACUGCCAUUUCAGCCUCAUGAGUCACAGCCAAUGUUGCCCAAAAAGACAUCCAUUUGCCUUUACCCUUUGCACAUAAACACUAGGUUGUCAAUUAUCUCAUUGAGGACAACUAUCCAAUUGGGCCUCCAUACGGUUCAUAGUGGGGCUCAGGAAAGUUCCUGCUACAUCAGUAUUUGAAAUAAGGCACAACUAUCCAAUUGGGCCUCCAUACGGUUCAUAGUGGGGCUCAGGAAAGUUCCUGCUACAUCAGUAUUUGAAAUAAGGCAAAACCACCCAACCAGAGAACAAGAAAACAAAACCAUGAUAGUUCUAAUUCUAUGAGUUGGGAACCAAAAUUGGAUCUCUGUGCAGUUCAUGGUGGGUCUCAGUGAAGUUCCUUCUACAUCAGUAUUUAAAAUAAGGCACAUCAUUACUUCUAAGACAAUGCUGAGGUCACAACACUAUCUCCAACUGGGUCCUCUAAGAAACUAUUCCCUGCCAGCCCAACUGUCAAUUCAGCCUCAUGAGUUGCAGCCAAUGAUGCCCAAAAAGGCAUCCGUCCAUUUGCCUGAACCUGAGCACAUACACACUAAGUUGACAACCAUCUCAUUGAUGUCAACCUUUCCAAAGUCACCCAUCCAGAGAAUAAGAAAACAAAACCAUUCACAUGAUGAGUCUAAUUCUAUGAGUCACCCAUCCAGAGAAUAAAAAAACAAAACCAUGAUGGUUCUAAUUUUAUGAGUUGGGAAGCAAAUUUUGGUCUCUGUGAGGUUCAUAGUGGGUCUCAGAGAAGUUCCUGUUACAUCAACAUUUGAAAUAAGGCAGAUCAUUACUUCUUGCCCAAAAAGGCAUCCAUUUGCCUAAACCUGAGCACAUAAACACUAGGUUGACAACUAUCUCAUUGAGGUCAACCUUUCCAAAGCCACCCAUCCAGAGAAUAAGAAAACAAAACCAUUAGCAUGAUGGUUCUAAUUCUAUGAGUUGGGAACCAAAAUUGGUUCUCCAUACGGUUCAUGGUGGGGCUCAGUGACGUUCCUGCUAAAUCAGUAUUUGAAAUAAGGCAGAUCAUUACGCUAACUCCAACUGGGUCCUCUAAGAAACCAUUCCCUGCCAGCCCAACUGCCAAUACAGCCUCAUAAGGGGCAGCCAACGAUGCUGCCCAAGAUUUCCAGAACCUUUUCUGACGGGAACAUUCUAGCAUUUUAGUCACCGAUAUUCCAUCAUUGGAAACUUUCAACAAGAAAACCUUAUUCGUCUGUGCUCAAGUUGAUGCUACACAUAAUAGAAAGACAUAGGCUUGGAGGUCCUUGGGGAAUUUAUUUUUUGCUUCAUUCAUGUCAACAAUGAGAAUCUAACAAGCUGGAGAUGGCUGGACCACCUUGGGGGUGAAGUAUGAAGGCACAGAAUGAAGAAAUCUGAUGCAUGGAGACAAUUCCAUUUCUAAGGCUUUGCCAUUUUGUAUCUACUGUUUAAAUUUCAUAUUGUUACAUGAAUGUUCUUCAAACAUGUUCUACCGCCCCUGAAAUCUUUCUAAAUGUUACCGGUGAACCAUUUAUCUAGAUAUCUAGAUUUAUCAUGGAAAGAUAUAGCUCCAUACUGUGCAGGCACCCAUAAAUGUCAACAUAGUCUUAAAUCUGGACACUAUCCCACUGCUCUUAGACUGUUUUUAAAAUAACCCAUCCCAGACUGUAUAGUUGAUUGUAUAACUUUGGAAGAUAUGGAGCUAUUUACUCACAUAAUUGCACCUGCUUUUCUUUUGAUACCAUGUAACUACUCAGUCGGAGGACCCAGCUGGGUUCCAAAGCAUUUAAGAAGAAGGUUGACAUGAGGAAAUUUAUCUCCUACACGGCUUGCAAGCCAUCGACACAGAAUAGCGCAAACUUGUUUCGGUAAUAUGAAAAUGCUUCAGGCUGAGCAUAUGAAAUUGUUUGGCAGUCCCUUUACUGACAGACCCCUUCCCUGUGGUUAUUUACCAUUCAUACCUGUUUCCAAAGAAUCUGUUGUCAGCCUUAAAUCCUGUUAGAAAUCAUCAGGAGGGAAAUGAAUCAUCGUUGGCUUGGUUUAUUGUCCGCCAGUGGGUGAAGACACCUCUGUUUGAACAAAUGUUAAAUUGACUCCAGGUAGGCAAUGAGGCUGAGGAUGAGGGGACCUGUGAAGAUGCUAAUUUCCACAGGGAGAUGAUGGUAUCUAGGUCAACUUUGACCUUGUUCAUCUGUAGGGCUGAUGGGUGCCUUUUCUGAUCAGAGGU